Molecule: messenger RNA, 2928 nt
Organism: Oncorhynchus nerka (sockeye salmon)
Lineage: Eukaryota; Metazoa; Chordata; Actinopteri; Salmoniformes; Salmonidae
Gene: tctn2
Product: tectonic family member 2
Exons: 17
Coding region: 73-2220 (715 amino acids)
Biological process (GO): smoothened signaling pathway; protein localization to ciliary transition zone; cilium assembly
Cellular component (GO): MKS complex
Source: RefSeq, a predicted model, not a curated record
GUUGCCAUAGCUAGACAUCUCUACAACACUUCGUAAAAAUGGCGACUCCCUGGUGAACCGAUAUUUUCAGCGAUGGCUAAUAUACUUUCUGCACGUGUUCUAUGUCGAUGUGCAUACAUUCUUCUGAUUGUUUUGAUUACGGAUGCAAAGAGCAAUGUCGCAAUCCCUUUUCUAGUUUUUCAGCCGUCGUAUCUCGUCACAUCUGGAUCUAGAUUGUCUGCUUUCUUGCUUGGAAACACAUCUGGCAUAUCCCUGACCCUGAGCUCUCUAUCGCUCUCCAAUCCCCCAGAUCGCCUUCCACCCCCAUCAGGCUCAGAAAAUCUGACACAGUGGGUUCUCACACAGGAGUUGGUGGGCAAGACUACAGUGCGAGUGCAGCUGAGUCUGAACCGCAGCCUGCUCCUGUGUGGUAAUAAUAAUGACACAGACUGCUGUCCUGAGCCACUGUGUGUGCUGGAGACUCUACGUGUGUCUGCCUGUCUGGGGAACACAUCUCAGGCUUCACUGCUAAUCCAGGCUAGGAUCUAUGCCCAGGUGUUUCCCACUGAACCUGUGUCUGACAACAAAACAGUAAUUCCCAACCAAGUGUACCGGCCCCUGGGCUCCUGUUCCUGCGACCUCACUGUGGGAGCCUGUGAUGUGCGAUGCUGCUGUGACAAGGACUGUUCCCCUGAAGCCCUGAAGCUGUUUCAGGGCCAGUGUCUUUCGGGGCCCUUUGGAGGGGAAGUUUCUCCAGUUCCUGAUUACCUGUGCACUGCACAGUCUGCUGAAAAUGCCCCUGAUUGGUUUCCAUUUCUCUGUGUCAUCUCCCUGCCUGAAAACAAUCCCUUCCUUGGACUCUUUUAUGAAGGGGACACAAUCACACCAAAGCCCAGGCCAUCUUUCCAAAGGCCAGUGCUGUCAGCUCCACUGCCCACACAUAUCUACCAGCAGGGGGAUCCCAUUUUUACCAUAAGUGAUCAGUAUUUCACCAUUCCUCAGAACUCCCUGGUUGGCCAGUGUGUAGAUAAUGCCCCUGUGGCAUUUUUGAAAAACUUCCAAGCGCAGUGUGUGACCCGUCUCCUUUCCUGCCCAACUGGACCCCCCUUACAGACGACACCAACUGAGCUGAGGGUGCAAGUCAGGGAUGGCCAAGGGGGUGUGGUCACAGUGGAUGUCACAGAUAAAAUGGCUGUUGAUCUGAGGCCCUUUGUCGCGAGUCCUGUGGCUGAAGAUGGCAGACUGCUGUGUGAAAAUGUGACCUUGGCCUUAAAUUACAAAUUCUUCUGGAAAGGGAAUGGUCUCACAAAUAUCACACUAACCCGCAUACUUGGGAAUGUCCUUUCUGCUAGUGUGGGUUUGACAGCCAGCUAUUCAGUUGUGUUUCUGAAUGGAGAUGCUUUGGCUCAGCCCAACUCGGGGAACCCAGGUUACCAGGUGGGCAGGCCUGUGAUUGGUGGGAUUGUGGACACCUUGGAGAAUGAAACAGUCAUACAGAGGACCCCAGUCAAUCUUUGGAAGCCAGUAAGCAGUGGACUGUGUGCCUCUGAGGGGAGAAUAGUACUAUUUGGGGAGAACUCAACUGCAGGAUGUCUGUUACCUGUGAGCCUACAGAACCUGACCCAAUGUAGCCUGCUUAGUCAGAAUGUGGCCUCUCUUCAGAGGGCACUGAGCACAGCAACACACAUAGCGAGGAAUGGAGACCCAGAUGUUCUGAACCUGACUGACUGGUUGAACAUUAGCUUUGUAGAACUGAACUCCAACCAGCCUGUGGGUGGUGGUAUUGGAAUAUGUUCUGGGAUUCCCUCCCACCGGCACAUCCACGUUAGGAGCAUUGUGACAGAGGUGGUGGGGGGGUUGCCUCAGUGGGAGAUACAAGCAGUGGAAGUCAGUGACCAUGUGUCCACUUGGAAGUUUGAGUGUGGAGGGGGUGACCCCUGUCUGGAGACGACUAGGAUUCAGACUUUCCCUGUCACCUCCUCCAUCACCUUCACUGAUAUCUCCAUCAACACAGGACCACCCAAAACCAGGUUUCAGAUUAACUUUACUGAGUAUGACUGCGACAGGAACGAUGUGUGCUGGCCCCAGCUUGCCUUCCCACUCACCAGGUAUUAUACAGGUGAGUCGUACUCCCUGUCUCUGGCCAAGGGCCUCAUCUUGGUGUUUUUCUUCAUCGCUGCCUCCAUUCUCGGGACUCCAUGGAAACAGAUCCGACAGGCAUGGAGAAGUGCUUCUCUCUAAACCAAUGAAUCUGAGAAAGAGAGCAAUAGUAGACAUACUGACAUGCCCUAGUUCUUGACGUGGGCUACCCACCUUGACCAUGACUGUCUAAUGGCUUACAUUUUCUUGCUCCUGCUGAACGAUAAUGGAUGAACAUAUUGUUAUUGAGCUAGUAAACAGCCAGUAAGUAAGUAAUUUUCAGGUGGUAAAUUCGAACAUGUUUAGCAGGUUUCUUUCAUGGUUGGUAAGAAUGUAAAUUAUCAAGUUGACUGUAUUUUGAUAUUUUUGUUACCUUUUGGAAAUUUUCAUUUUUGAUUUAGGCUUGAAAUGUGAAUCUGGCCUUAUUUGUCACAUGUGUCGAAUUCAAUGGGUGUAGACUUUACUGUGAAAUGCUUGCUUACUAGCCCUUCCCAAAGAUGCAGAGUAAAAAAAAAAUAUAUAGUAAAAAAUGGUAACUCGAGGAGUAAAAUACACAAGAAUGGAGCAAUAUACAGACAGGGAAUACCAGUACCAGAUCAAUGUGCAGGGGUAUGAGGUACAGUAUUUCAGGUAGAUAUGCAAAUGAAGGCAGGGUAAAGUGACUAGGCAUCAGGAUAGAUGAUAAAGAGUAAAAUAAAGAACAGAGUAGCAGCAGCAUAUGAUGACUGCAGAAGUGUUUAUAAUUAAAAUUUGAGUCCCCACACACUUGUCUGUUGGCUUUCAAUUAAAAAAUGUUUGCUUGGAUUGUGA